CAUCCGCCGUUUCUCUCCGGAAGUACAGUUAAUUUUUAUUCACGGGGAGAAAAAAAACACAGCUGCAGUUGAAAAACACAACAUCAAAAAUGCCUGCCCCAAAGAGAGGAUCAGCUUCUCCGGAUUUACAGCCCAAGAUAAGAAAGUUGGAUGAGGAUGAAGAAACUCUGCCAGCCACAAURGAACCCACUUCCAAUUCCUUCAAACCAGAAAACACUGCAGCAGCCCCACAGACUAAGAAAAAACGGCUGGCUGUGGAGCAGGAAAAUUCACCAGACAAAUCAUCCAACCAAAGUUCUCCUACCAAGGAAUCCAGCAAAACAGCCCCUGACCCACCUGUGAAAAAAGCCAGGCUCCUGAACGCCACAAGUGCCUCCUGUGGAGAAACUCCCUCACAGAGGGCAAACUCUAAAGUUUCUGUGAAGCGAACCGCCUCCACUGACUCUGAUGAAGUUCUAAGUAGCGAUAGUAGUAAGAUGGACUUAUUUAAAGAGAGAGACAAUGAAGACAAGGCCCGCUGCAUCAGAAUAUACUCCAACAAAAUUAAAGCUAUGUGCAGCGCUGAAGAGUCAUCUUCUGAUCCACAGGAACUGAGCCAAGAUCUAUCAUCCUCACCUUUGGAUCCUGUGCAGAAAGACCACAGUUAUGGUAGAUUUUCAGAGUCCACUUCACUUGAAAACACUGGGGAGGCUGAAGAUAAAGAUUCUUCAGAGUCUUUUACUGAGCAAAAGAGCGAAGAAAUUUCACAUGAUGAAACACAAAAGGUGCCGACAGACACUUUAGUCUCAGAAAUAGGGAGCACUAAGACCAGCGUUGAAGUCGAGUCUGCAAAUGAAAAAGGUAAAUAUGUGGAAUUACAAUAUCCAGAAAGCCCAACUCUCGUGGAUAGUAAAACACCAGCAUUUUCUCGAGACAUGUCAGACUGCAUCAUGCCUGUGGGUGAGGAGAAUGAAAAACGAGAAGAAACGCAGCUCAACAAAAGCCAAAAAGCUGUAGAUAAUACACUAGCAUUGCCGGAGAAAACACUAUGUGCUGUUACUGGAGAGCUACAUUCAAGUGAUGAAGGUGCACAGCUUGGAGAUGAAAGAGCUGAUUCAGCUUGCCGAUCAGCAAGCCAGACUCACCUGAUUACACCGUUUGUUUCUGAAGAGAAUGAGCAGAAUAUAAAAAGCAAAACCAAGGAGCAGGAAGUAUCUGAAUCUGCUGAAAUCUGCACAGAAAAUCUAGAUGGAGUCCUGUUAAAUGAAACUGCUCCAGAACAGGUAGAAAUUAGUAAUGUAGAGGGUCAACCUGAGGAAAACGUAAAAAUGGCUGAGUUUGCUACUACUCCAAAUACUCAAAUAGAACUCAGUGAUCAAGUAGCUUCAAAAGAGGAUUUUAACGCUACAGAUAUUCAAGCUGAGAUGCCAGACACACUUGAAAAGUAUGAGGACAAGUUUGAAGAAAGUGCUAGAGAUGGUGUUGACUUCCAGCCUCCUCAGACUUCUGCUUGUUCUGAAGCUUUAGUUGAAGUGCACCUGAAUCAUGGCAUUGUGACACCUGAUGGCUGUGCAGACACUUUAUCUGAAUGUAUGGUUGUUCAAAAUCAAAUAGAGAUGCUUUCUGACAAUUUUGAAGUUCCUGAGGGUCAAACACCUGAAGUGGUUUUACAAAGUGAAGAGAAUUGCCUGAUUUAUGACAAAGCAACACAAGUAGCUGCUGAAAUAGAGAGAGACUCUUCAAACAUAGGCGAAGAGAAGGACAAGAGCAUCCAGUGUUCUGCUGCAGAAAUCAAAGGCGAUGCACAGACGUCUCAUCCAGACGCUACAGUAAAAACACAAAACCUGGAUGCCUCUGAAUCUACCACUGAUUUUCACGAGGGUCACAGUGGGGACAAUUUUAAAACUAUGGAAAAUGAGGACACUGUGGAUGGUGAGAGUGGAGCAGAGACUGCAGUAACUCCAGACAUCUCUAAUUCAGAACCUCCAGUGGAAACGCAAAAGCAGGAAAUCCAGGAGGUGAGCCAAUCCACUACAGUCACGUCUUCUGACAUUCAUGGCAGUGUUGCUGCUGAUAAAUGUGAAAACAUGAAAACUGUUGCAUGUGCUGUUAUAGCCGAGGGUCAAAGUGGAACGGAAACUGUCGCAGCAUUCAAGCUUUCUGAUCCAGCAGCUAAAGUAGAAUUGCAAACCCAGGAGAGCCCUGUUAAUGAACACCCUGCGGUUGUACCUGAUGACGGUCAAGAAAGUCCAGAGAAUGCAAAUUCUAAAGGCAGGAGCAAUGUUGAUGUUACAGCUGAGAAUCUAAUAGAAGUAGACAUUCAAACUGCAGCAAUGUCAGAGGAAGUCUGCUCACAGGUGGAGGAAACACAUAGUCAGAUGAAUGAGGAGGUCAGUGAACGCACCAUAGACAUAUGUGCCACUCAGAGUCAAAUAGAAUUUGAUGAACUUUCUGACGCCACUUCUGAGGAGGUCUCAAACAUUGCUCAUAUAGAAGAGAUGCAAACUUCAACAGUCAGUGAAUCCACAGCUAAUAUGCAUGACGAAGCUCAGAAAGUUCUGGAAAACCCUAACUGUGCGGCUCAGAGUCAAACUGAAGUUGUAGAAGAUAUACAGGCUGCAGUCACUCUAGAAAAGGUCUCAACCAUUGCUCAUAUAGAUGAAAUUCAAACUCCAAUGGUCAGCGAACCCACCACAGAUACACCUGACGAUGCUUACUCAGAUGUGGAGGAUGCAGCUUUUAMGAGCAGCAAAUAUGUUAAAUGUGUUUCUGCCGUUUUCCAGAAUCAAAUAGAAGUAGAUGUAGACACUUCAGCAUCGGACAAUGUUGCACUAGUAGAAGUAAUGCAAAGCCAGAUGGUCAGUGAAUCUACCACAGACACAUCAGAUGACGUUUUUGGGAAUCACCGUGAAGAAAAUUUGAAAACGGUUGCAAACGAUGAGUUUAAAUUUGAAUCUCCUGCUGGAACUUCGAAUCAAAUGGAAGUGGAAACCACAUUGUCUAUGGAAAGUUCAAAUUCAGCUCCUUCGUUGAACAUAAAUAAAAGCCAAACAGAAGAGGACAUGCAGGCACCUGAUAAUGGUUUUAGUGCAGCUUUUGGGGUUGAAACACAAACUCAGAAAAUCCAGGAUGUCAGUGGAGAAACAACAGACAACACAGAUGAAGAGCUUCUUGAAGAUAAAAUAGUUGAAAAUGUGAAGCAUGCAGUAAAUUCAGAGUGUGUGAGUGUACAAGAGGCUCAGGUUGAAUCAGAAAUGCAGAUUACACCGGAUUCAGUGAUUUCUGGAGCAAAUCGUUCUGAGGAAAUACAGAAAAGCCAAAAUGAAAUGGAUKUGCUGACUGUAACAACAUCAGAACAAGAUUGUAACAUUCCUGCAGUGGAAAUACAAACUCUAAAGAGCCAUGAUGUCAGUGAGYAAAAUACAGACACACAGUCUGUAGCUGAUGAAGAGAGUCAAAACACAAUGGAGACAUCAUUUUCACCACCUUCAGCUGAAACACAAAACCAGAGGAGUUUCGACAUCAUGGACUCUUCAACAGAUGUUUCUGAACAGGUCCAGGAAAACUUCAGGACUUCCACAAACGAGAGUUUUGAAAAUGAAAACAAGGCUCUUGAAGAAUGUGUUCCUGCUGCAGUGAGGGCAAACGAAAUGGAAACGCAAGCAGCUGAAGGACUACAGAAGAAUUUUCAACCGACACCUACAAAACAAACAGAAAGCCACAGAGGGCAGGAGAUCAGUGAACUCACCACAGACACAAACAUUUCUGUUUCACAGACUUCACCUGAAACACCCAUCCAGGAGGGCUCCGAUGUCACAGAAGCUGAAAAUGACGCAUCUGUAACUGUCCAGGAAUGUUUCGYGGUUCCCUCCGAUGAGUGUCAUGAAAAUGAGAACAAGGUUAUCAAAGAAAGUGUUGGCACUGCUGAGUGGACAAACACAAUGGAAACACAAAAAGCAGAAAUGUUGGAGGUCGUCUCUCAACCAACAGCUACUGAACAAACACAAAGCCAGAGAGGUCCAGAGGUCAGUGAACUCACRUCAGACUCAGACAGUUCUGUUUCACCUCSUCCACCUGAAACUCAGAUUCAGAGAAGCUUUGACAUCACAGAUCCUGCAAGUGAAGUGUCUAAAACUGGUCAAGAGAGUUUCAAGAUUCCCUCGAAUGAGUGUCAUGAAAAUAAGGCCACUGAAGAACAUGUUGAUGAUGAGAUGACAAACAAAAUGGAAACGCAAACAGCAGAAAUGCUAAAAGAGGAUUCUCCACKAACAYCRACUGAACAAACACAAAGCCAGAGAGGUCCAGAGGUCAGUGAACUCACRUCAGACUCAGACAGUUCUGUUUCACCUCSUCCACCUGAAACUCAGAUUCAGAGAAGCUUUGACAUCACAGAUCCUGCAAGUGAAGUGUCUAAAACUGGUCAAGAGAGUUUCAAGAUUCCCUCGAAUGAGUGUCAUGAAAAUAAGGCCACUGAAGAACAUGUUGAUGAUGAGAUGACAAACAAAAUGGAAACGCAAACAGCAGAAAUGCUAAAAGAGGAUUCUCCACKAACAYCRACUGAACAAACACAAAGCCAGAGAGGUCCAGAGGUCAGUGAACUCACRUCAGACUCAGACAGUUCUGUUUCACCUCCUCCACCUGAAACUCAGAUUCAGAGAAGCUUUGACAUCACAGAUCCUGCAAGUGAAGUGUCUAAAACUGGUCAAGAAAGUUUCAAGAUUCCCUCUGAGUGUCAUGAAAGUAAGGUCACUGAAGAACAUGUUGAUGAUGAGAUGACAAACAAAAUGGAAACGCAAACAGCAGAAAUGUCAAUUGAGGUUUCACAACCAGCAACUUCAGAAACAAAUCAAAACCUGAAAGYUCAAGAGGUCAGUGAACUCACCACAGACGUUUCUGUUUCAUCACCUUCAUCUGAAAUACAAAUCCAGAAAAGCCUCAAUGUUGAGCAUGAAGUAAAAGUAUCUGAAACUGUACAGACUAUUUUCAGCAUUACCUCAAAUGAGGUUCACAAUGAGAACGAGAUACUUGAAAAAUCUGUYGACACUGCCGGGGGAACGAACAAAAUGGAAARGCAAGCAGCAGAAAUGUCAUUUGAGGCUUCUCAACCAACAACUUCAGAAACAAGYCAAAACCUAAAAGGUCAAGAGGUCAGUGAACUCACCACAGACACAAAUAUUUCUGUUUCACUGUCUUUAUCUGAAACACAAAUCCAGAUGAACUCAAGUGUCACAGACUCUGCAAAUGAUGCAUCUGAAAUGAUCAAAUCAAAUGAUCAUGAAAAUGAGAACAAGGAAUGUGUCAACACUGCUGAGAGGACACACAAAAUGGAAAUACACGCAGCAGAAACAUUAGAGGUUUCUCAACCAACAAUUACAGAACAAACAGAAACUCUGAGACAUCAGGAGGUCAGUGAAGUCACCACAGACACGGAUGUUUGUGUUUCACCAGCCCCAGCUGAAACACAGAUUCACAUAAGUCUCGACAURAGUGAAGCGUCAACAAACACAUCUGGAUCUGUUCAGGAAGUUUUCAGGAUUCCUUUAAACGAGUGUCACAAAAAUGUAAAAAAUGCCAUUGAAGAAUUUGCUGACACUGCUGAGGUGACAAGUGAAAUGGAAAUACAAACAACUGAAGCGGUGGGGGAGAUUUUUCAACCAACUGCUACAGAACAAACACAAACCCUGAGAGGUCAGGAGGUCAGUGAACUCACCACAGACGUUUCUGUUUCAUCGCCUUCAACUGAAAUACAAAUCCAGAAAAGCCUCAAUGUUGAGAGUGAAGUAAAAGUAUCUGAAACUGUACAGACUAUUUUCAGCAUUACCUCAAAUGAGGUUCACAAUAAUGAGAACGAGAUUCUUGAAAAAUCUGUGGACACUGUCGAGGGAACGAACGAAAUGGAAACGCAAGCAGCAGAAAUGUCAUUCGAGGCUUCUCAACCAACUGCUACAGAACAAACACAAAACCUGAGAGGUCAGGAGGUCAGUGAACUCACCAUAAACACAAAUAUUUCUGCUUCACCACCUUCAGCUGAAGCAGAGAUGGAGAGGAGGAUCACUGUUGCAGAACCUGCAAGUGAUCUGUCUAAAACAACGCAGGAAAAAUUCACAAUUCCUCCAAAUGAGACUAAUGAAAAUGAGCACGAGGUUAUUGAUAAAUGUGUCGACACUGCUGAGCCGAUAUAUGAAAUGGAAGUACAAACAGACGCGGUAGUGGAGAUUUUUCAACCAAGCACAGAACAAACACAAAACCAGAGAGCUGAUGAGGUCAGUGAACUCACCACAGUUGCAGAUAUGUCAGUUUCAGCACCUUCAGCUGAGACAAAGAUCCAGAAGAUCAGCAUCACAGAGCCUACAGAUGACUUCUCUACAACUAACCAGGAAAAUGUCAAGAUUCCUCCAAAUGAAAAUGAGAUUGGGGCUAUUGAAGAAUGUGUCCACAGUGCUGAAAGGACUAAUGAAAUGGAAACGCAACCAGCCCAACUACUGCAGGAGGUUUCUCAACCAGCAACUACAGAGCAGUCACAAAACCAAAGCAAUCAGGAGGUCUGUGAACAUAGCACUGACACUGAAGUCAAAAACAAUCCUAUUAAUCCUGAAAACGACAAAAACGUAGAUUCUGUUAGUACUUUUGAAAAUCACCCAACAAUAGCAUGGCAGACAUCAUCGACACCAGAGAAUUAUCAGAAGCUUGAUUCAGCACUUCGGAACCAGAGAAAUGAGGAGGAUGGUCAGGUGUAUAGAAAUGAAGACAAAGAUGCUUCUGAGUGCGAGAAUGUUCCAGAGUUUGAAACCAACAUGGAAUCUUCUGCAGAAUCAAGAGAGAUUUCUUAUUCAGCAGCUGUAGAGCAACAAAACCAUCUGGCAAAGGAGACCACUGAACACACCACAGAUGUAUCUGAUGAAAUUCAGACACCGAGUCCCGUUCACUUAGAAAAUAAAGAAAAUGGCAGACAAACGGAAAACGAGAAUGUCCAAGGGGAUGUAAUAUGUGGAUCAAAAGAAAGGACAGAAUCUGUAUUGUUGGAAGAUAUAAAAAUAGCUGAAUCUGUCAGUAAUACUGAAGACGGGACUGAAAGAAAUGAAGUUAUUGUUUUUAUUUGUGACCAAUCAGAAGACACUGAAGUUGCUGUUCAGGCACCAGAAGAGCAGAUUAAGACGGUUAAUCAAUCUGAGGUCGACUUUCAUGAAAACCARGUUGUAUAUGAGCCUAUUAGUAGUCCAGAGAGUAACAGUGGUGGAGAAGUUUGUACGAUACAGCUGGGUGAAACCAUUUCUUUUCUGGAUUUACACAGCGCAGAAACCCAUCAAAUACUAGACGACGGAUCAAACUUUUUAACUAGCGAUGAUAAACUAAAAACAACCCACCCUAAACUAGAAGAUGAGGAAAUUGUAAAGAAAGACAUUUGCGCCUCAGACAGCCAAGCAGUAGUUCUGAUGGAGGUUGAAACUACGAGCGAGGCACUGUGUCCUGCACAUGCACACUCGGAGCWGAGUAACACGACCGAAGAUGUGAAACACAUCACUGCAAUCGGGUCAAGUGACAUCAGUUUGGCAGACGGRCAAUCACAAGACGCCACAGAAAAGACUGUCAUUCUGCAGUGUGUAAGUGCAGCAGAGUUAACUGAGCAGGUGCAGGAAGGCACUGGAGUUCAAGACGCCACAGACGUCGUGACGACGACAACAACUCCAGCCCKGACUGAAGAUGAAAUAACAGAUGUUCCAUCUGAAGAUUAUGUGAUCUUAGAAACUGUCCACGUUCCAGAGAGUGAGGCUCAUUUCGACAUUGUUACUCAGGCUGCAGCUGAGUCGGGUCUAUCUGCAUCUCUCGGUCCAGACGAGGAGAUGACGAGUCAAAGCAUUUUAAGUAGUGCCCAGCAGACUGAAAUGCUCGAGGCCGAGGCACAUCAAGGUGAAACAGCUGACGAGGUCAAAGAAACUACAGUAACCAGCUCAGGUGAGGUUUUGGAGCAGCAGAUGGAGGCAAACCACCUUCAAGAUGCCCCAGUUUCUGACCACCUGCCACCAUCUGCCUCUGUGGAUGUAYACACGGCAAACUCUGGUCACACAAAUAAAGACAGUAAUGCAGCAGUGAUGGAGACGGUUGAAAGCGUUGUGGACCAAGAACAAGUGCAGAUUCUGGAGGAUAUGGAGAUCGGCCGUGAGAUUGUCGUGAUAGAGGAAGACAAUGACGGCGACAGUGAUAUUGUAAUAAUAACAGUACAACCGGAUCAGCCUCCUGAAACGUCCAAAGAGAAAGUAAAUGAUGAAAAGAUACAGGAUACAAGCAAGAUCGCAAUGACGACAAGUGCUGAAAAGACUGAAAAUGAGCGAAGGGGGCAAGAGGUUGAAAAACCCAAGAAACAAGAAAUGAAUAUGCAAGCAAGAACCAAAGCCCGUCUAGCAGCUUUGGCUGAGCAGAAGGCRGCAGCGGCGAAGAGAUCAGCAAACCGACAGCAGCUGAACCUUUUAGCCCUGUGUCAGGAAAUCGCAGAGGACAUUGCCACAGACAGCAUGUUGUUGAAGAAAAUAGAAGAAGAGAAACAAGCGGCGGCGGCAGCCGAGGCAGCUAAAGCAGAAGCCAUUGAGAAGGAGCAUCCAGCUGUCAUCUCACAAGAAGCAGAACCAGAUCCUUUAGUGACCCCCGCUGGAUCCGAGGAGAGCUCUGCUUCUGUGACCCCCACUCCAGAGCCGCCUGCUGCCCAGCCUUCGACAGCUGAUUCAGCUGAAACCAAACCAGCUGCAGAGCCUCCAAAAAGACGUUUUUUCAUCUCUCAGAUUUCAGUGCCUCUAAAAGCUCACGAGAAAAAGAAGCUAACUCGAUAUCAGAGACUGAGACGGGUUGAACUGCAGAGAGAGAAAAUGUCCUGGGCCCGCGUCAAGAAGCUUAAGUCUGACCAYACAAACCAGAUGUUCUCAGACGUGGACUGGCAGGCAUCGUUUUCUGGCAGCUUUUUAAUGGGUUCUACAACUCCUCCACCAGCAGCAGCCAGUCCAUCYAAAACAUCCUCUGCAAGUCCUGCAACAACCACCCAACCUGCUCAAGCAAAAGGAGACCCCCUCAAAGUUGAGACUUCUACUUCUGAGCUGGUGAAAACAGGAGCCGACAAAGCAGAAUCCAUUAAAACAGAAAAUUUAGAAAUUGAACUCGUUAAACCUGAAGCUACCAAAACUGAACCCACUAAAGCAGAACCUUCCAGAACUGAGCCCACUAAAGCAGAACCUUCCAAAACUGAGCCCACUAAAYCAGAACCCUCCAAAGCUGAACCUGUUAAAGCUGAAGCCACUAAAACUGAAGCUCCUAUUUGUGAAAACCGGAGAAUCACCAGGCAAAGUAAGGCUCAAGCUUCUCAGGCUACUGCUGUAGCUCCAAAACCUGCUCCGAAAGUUACCAGAUCAUCCAAGAGGACCCUCCCAGCUGUGCCUCCCCCCAUGCCUAAUGGACUUAAUGCUCAAAAACAGAAGCCCGUGGAGUACAAACCAUAUAAACCCAGGCCCAAGUACUCUUUUGAUGAUUUUGAACUCGAUGAUGAUGACUCUUUAUUAGUGUCUCACUUAAAGCCAAACCUUCCCACGCAGCCGCCCCGACCCGGCCUCCAGCCGAGCCCCGCAGCUCACGCUAAACUUCCACAAAAACCCACCGUUUCAUCACAACCUGCCACCCAGGCAAAGCUCAAACCUCAGACUGCACCUCCUGUACUGGUCUCCAGUCAGUCACGGCCCACUACUGCGGCUCAAGCUCCCCCACAAUCAGCAAAGCCAAAACCUACAGUUACAGCAGCCGCUCAGUCGAAACCCAUGACUGCAGCUUCAUCAAAGCCCGUCCCUUCAACCAGCGCCCAGCUAAAGACCCCAACCUUGGCCGCUUCGCAGUCCAAACCCGUUUCAGCUUCGGCCCAAACCAAACCUGCUGCUUCUGCUUCUCCCUCGUCACAAACGGCUGGUGUAAAUUUAACAAAGCAGCACGCACCAGCAGUCCCUCAACCAGCCAGUUCAGCUGCGACAGAAACAAAACCUGCUGCUGCUGAAGCUGAUGAUGCUUCAGCGCCUCAGCAAACGGAAAACCCCCCGUCACAGGAAGAAGAAAAGUGCAAGAAUGCAGCUGAUGRGCCGUCAUCACUUCCUGCCUCAUCUCCCCCUUCUGUGGAGAGCUCKUACAACAAAAAGAAGAGUGAAGAUAGUCCUGCUGACACCCCUAAUUCUUCAGCAGAUUCUCAAAGCAAAGCAGACAGGACGACGGAGAAGACAGAAAACCGUUAUCAGGACAGUGAAGCAAAGCCACAGGAUGCUGCGACUUUUCUUUCCGAUGCUUCUCUGCAAAAAGAGGUGAAUAAACUUAAGGAGGCUGACAAAGAUGGCACCCAAACUAUCAUUGAUGCAGGACAGAAACACUUUGGACCCGUGGCCUGCAGUGGGUGUGGGAUGCUCUACACUGCUGCCAACGCUGAGGAUGAAGCUCAGCAUUUACUCUUUCACAAUCAGUUCGUCAGCGCUGUCAAAUAUGUGGGGUGGAAAAAAGAGAGGAUCCUGGCAGAGUAUCCUGAUGGCAAGAUCAUUCUGGUUCUGCCAGAUGAUCCCAAAUAUGCUUUAAAGAAGGUGGAAGAGAUCAGGGAGAUGGUGGACAAUGACCUUGGCUUCCAACAGGUGGAGACAAAGUGUCCCUCUAAGACCAAAACGUUCCUCUUCAUCUCUGUUGAUAAGAAAGUGGCUGGAUGCCUCAUAGCGGAGCACAUCCAGGAGGGGUACAGGGUGAUUGAGGAGCCUCUUCCUGAGGGCUCUGAGGGGGAGAAGGUGUUAUUUGAACGUCAGAAAGCCUGGUGCUGCUCCACCACACCAGAGCCGGCGAUCUGCGGCAUCAGUCGCAUCUGGGUGGCCAGUAUGAUGCGACGCCAAGGCAUCGCCACACGUAUGAUCGAGUGCCUCAGGAAUAACUUCAUAUACGGUUCCUACCUGAGGAAGGACGAGAUCGCGUUCUCAGACCCCACUCCUGAUGGAAAACUUUUUGCCUCGCAUUAUUUUGGCACCUCCCAGUUUUUAGUUUACAACUUUGUAAGCGGACCACGCUCGCUCCAACCCAAAACUCAAGCAGUAUGACAUUCUGCAGGAGAAGAAACGAUGCAUUUGUCUGUCGUGCACACUCACUCUUCUGUGUGUUUAAAAAAAAAGUUAAAUUUAACACAUGGAGAGAAACUCCUCCUCUGAGAGGCCGGUCAUUGGUUCAAAUCUCAGGAUUAAAAACAACAAAUCGUUGUUGAGAAAUGUCAUCAAUUUAAAUAUUCCCUGAAAAGUAUUUUUAAAAGACUAUUUUCUUUAAGCAAACAAUUGGUUUUAUUAAAAUCAAAAUGUUUACAUGCAUGACCUGACAGCAAUAGAAUUAAAGAGCAUAUUAUUUUUUACUUUCAGCAAACUCUUUUACUUUUGUACCUGUAAGGGAGUGAUGAUGAGCGUCUUGUUUCUCUCCAUGACUGAUGCCGCCAUAGUCUCAAGUUGUAUUUUAAUGUUUAAAAGGCGCAGAGAUGUAGACGGAGAGUUGUGGGUGUUAAACUGCAGUCUGUAGUACGAGUCUUUGUCUUUAAAUCUCACUACUUUGUUUGUGCCUAAAUGAAUAAUGUUUGAUUUUAGAUGUUUUUAUUUACAUCUUUGCCAUAUUGUCUCACUAAGCAGCAUUUAGCUUUUUAUUCAGUUAGCCUAGAGAAUCAUCCUCUUAUUCCUUAGUAACAAAUUAAAAUGUAUAUCAAGUAAUCAUGUAGAUUUAUGCAUACUAUAACAAGAUUUAUAACAGAAGAUGAGGAAGGUCUUAGCUUCUUGUGUAAAAGGAUAUUUAAGCAGUAAAUAUCAGACAGGUUCAGUCUUUGAUUGAAUUAUAAUGACCAACACAAAAGUUUAGAUCAACACUGAUUAACAGCAUUAUUUUAAUCAUACUUUAUUUUCUUCCUCAUUGUUAAAGCGUUUAGAGUUGUUUUGUGUAAGAAAAUGAAACUUGAUUUAUAUGAAGCUGGUAUGUAAAUAUUUAUUUAAAUAAACAACAGAAAAGAUUUUUGCUCCAAGUGGGUAUUAGUUGUAUAAAAUCUGCCAUCUAGUGGCCGUUGUCAUAAUUUUUUUUUUUUUUGCAAUAAUAUUCUAAAGAUAAACAAACAUCACAAUUUGUGGUACACUUGAGUUAA
Molecule: messenger RNA, 12139 nt
Organism: Austrofundulus limnaeus
Lineage: Eukaryota; Metazoa; Chordata; Actinopteri; Cyprinodontiformes; Rivulidae
Exons: 10
Coding region: 90-11069 (3659 amino acids)
Biological process (GO): mitotic sister chromatid cohesion
Cellular component (GO): chromatin; nucleus
Molecular function (GO): protein-lysine-acetyltransferase activity
Source: RefSeq, a predicted model, not a curated record